ACCACUCAUAAUUUCUAUUUUAGUCCCUUUCUUUCCCCUCUCCUCAGUCCUCCAAAUUUCCAACCAAAAUUAAUAACAAAAUAACCAAACACUCCCUUAUAUGACUUCCCCCCACAAAACCACUACCACCACAACCCACGGCGGCUCUCCUCCUCUCCUCCGGCAAUGAACACCCAAUAUUUAACUUAUUACCUUUCUAAUCACCCGUCCAUCGUCAGUUUCCGGUGGAGCACUCAAUCUUGGGGCUCGACGUGGUCGUUUCUUUUCUAUGCAAUUUCUUUUUAUAUAUUUUUUUCUAUUUUCAUCCAUCUUUUGUUGCUAAUUCUCCUCCGUCGCGAAAGGUCGGUCCGUUUAGGUCCGAUACCGGCGAUUCAUAGUCUUUGCAUGUCUUUGGUGUCAGUUAUUAUAUUCUCGGGAAUUCUCCUUUCAACAUCCACUGAAAUUCAAGAAACUAAAUGGUUUUGGCGACGGUCAAAAACCCCAUUCCAAUGGCUACUCUGUUUUCCUUUAGGUACGAGACCGUCUGGUCGCGUAUUCUUUUGGUCGUAUAUGUAUUAUCUUUCGAGAUUCUUGCAUAUGUUCCGUACUCUUUUUACUAUUUUACAAAAGAGAAAACUGUCGUUUUUUCAGUUAUUUAACAACUCAAUCUUAGCGUUCAUGUCGUUUUUAUGGCUUGAAUUUUCUCAAUCUUUUCAAGUGUUGGCAAUACUUUUAGCGACGCUUGUUUAUUCCGUCGUAUAUGCGUACAGAUUUUGGACGGCAAUAGGAUUCCGCAGCGCUUGUUUUCCGUUCGUCGUGAAUUGUCAAAUUUUGUCGCUGGGUUGUAAUCUUUGCUGCCAUGUUGGUGUGCUAUUGCUUCACUUGAUGAAAGGUGGGUGUAACGGAAUUGGAGCUUGGAUUUUUAAUUCAGUGCUUAAUGGAGCAAUUUUGUUGCUGUUCUUGAAUUUUUAUGUGAAGAUGCAUUUAGCAAACAAGAAGAAGAAGAAGAAGAAAUUGCAGCAUGAAAUUGCAGUUGUUAAAAAAGAAUAAUUAAAUUUUGGUGUGGUUAGUGCAAUUUGGACCAAAUAGUGGGGCAAAAUAAAUAAGUGUAUAAUUGAAAGAGUAAAUGAGUAGUUUUUUUUUAAUGAAUUAGGUUAAUUUAGAACAAAUUUUGUAAUUUGUUUA
Messenger RNA from Mercurialis annua (annual mercury), 1164 nucleotides. Its product is annotated as elongation of fatty acids protein 3-like. The record is from RefSeq and is a predicted model, not a curated record. Gene Ontology annotation, biological process: fatty acid elongation, polyunsaturated fatty acid; sphingolipid biosynthetic process; fatty acid elongation, monounsaturated fatty acid. Gene Ontology annotation, cellular component: endoplasmic reticulum membrane. Bases 166 to 1029 code for a protein of 287 amino acids. The transcript has a single exon. Gene Ontology annotation, molecular function: fatty acid elongase activity. Lineage: Eukaryota; Viridiplantae; Streptophyta; Magnoliopsida; Malpighiales; Euphorbiaceae.